Molecule: messenger RNA, 792 nt
Organism: Octopus bimaculoides (California two-spot octopus)
Lineage: Eukaryota; Metazoa; Mollusca; Cephalopoda; Octopoda; Octopodidae
Product: protein ZBED8
Source: RefSeq, a predicted model, not a curated record
AUGGAUUAUCUUACUAAAAAUGGCAUUGAUCCCCUCAACCUCAUAUCAAUAUGCACUGACAGAGCACCAUCUUUGAUUGGCAAAUCCCAGGGUUUUGUUGCCAGAUGGAUAGAAUUUAAUCCCAUCUUCACAAUUCAUUGCGUUUUCCAUCGAGAAAACCUGAUAGCAAAAAGAAGCGGAAAUAAUAUAUUUUCUGAAACCUUAGACUUAAUUGCUUCCGCAGUAAAAAAAAUCAAAAGAUCUGCUCAUCAAGACAGGCAUUUUCAAGAAGCUUGUAAAGAUGAAACGUUCAACCAUCUACUUUCUGCAGUUCGCGAACUUAAAAAAACUGUUGUGCACAAAUAUAUAAUCGGGCAUCUAUCUUUCCUUCGCGAAAACAUCAUUAUUCGUUUCGAAGAUCUUUUGGCUUUAAAUAUCCCAAUUUUUGUGGACUCUCUUCACACAAUGUCUAUGAACGAUAUACUUGUUCAACCAGAACGCGUUCUGAUGGAGCUAUGUGAGGCGACGGUAGAUGAUAAUCUGCGCAAAUCGUCUGGAAACAACUGGGUCGAGGCUUGGUUGAAUCAUUCUCACGAAUAUCCAAAGCUGUUUGAACAAGUCGAGCCUUUUAUUAUAAAUCUCCCGACAUCCUACCUGGCUGAAAAGGGAUUUUCCCUUGUCCUCCACUCGUUCACGAAGCAGCGGAGGCGUUUGAACCUUGAUAACAAAGCUGAUUUGAGAAUUCGCUUGAACCAAAAAGAGCCUAGGAUUUCUCAGCUUGUGGAUAAAAAGCAAUCCAAAGGGUCUCACUGA